Messenger RNA from Mucor mucedo, 1468 nucleotides. RefSeq lists its product as uncharacterized. The transcript is spliced from 2 exons. NCBI's taxonomy places the organism in Eukaryota, Fungi, Mucoromycota, Mucoromycetes, Mucorales, Mucoraceae. The coding region runs from base 269 to 1306 and encodes 345 amino acids. The record is from RefSeq and is a predicted model, not a curated record.
CAGCGGUAGCGGUUUUCUGUUAUUUUUAUAAAUAAAAUCAAACUAACCUUACGGCCGAAUGUCUGUACAGCUUCCAUUUUUCGGUACUAUUGAAAUGGAUGGGUUAGAUGGAAUGCCUUUUUUUUCGUUGUGGUUAAAUUCAUCACUUUGGAUGGAUGGGAUACCUUUGGGUUGAGAGAAGGAGCAAAACUAUGGGUGCGUUCGCUUUUGCUUAUUAGAGGCUGCCAACUUUCGCUCUCAGGCGGGGCUUCACAUUUCCCCACCCACAAUGGCAUGGUCCGGUCCACGUUUUACCGGACUGUCACGUGAUGUGUCAAAUUUGCCUGAGAGUUGCCCCGCUCAGUUGAUUUUCUGCUUCCCCUCCCUCCCUCCCCCAAUGUCAACCGUACCAACUUUAUAUUCAAUAUGCUUUGAUUACAUUAAAACACAUUCAGAAGAUUUAACUUGUCUCGAUGGAGUUCCGUUUAAACCAGUUGUGGAAAAUAUUGUGAAAUACCUGUUUACGUCUGACGCUCCUUUAAACAGCUCAGUGCUAUCCGUCAUUCCUCAGACUCAUUCCAAGGCCUUGAGGGCUUCAAAUUCUGUGUGGACUCAGGUUGUGUUUGAAAAGUUAAGAUUUUCUAUUCAGCCCAUGUUAAAAGCAAUGUCUCACGAUUUUCCCAAGUUCAUUACUCACCUUAAAAUGGGUGCUACUGAUCUUUGCGACGACGAUGUUUUCUUGUUGAGUGGUUUUACGAAUCUCAUGGUGUUGGACCUGAAAGGAAACCAAAAUAUCACAGAUAGAACUGUUUCUUAUAUCACCACGAUGGCUUUAAAUAUAUCCGGUGGCAGAGGACUACCUUACCUUGAGAAACUUUAUUUUGACCACGUCAAAGGAAUUACUGACAAGAGCCUGAAAUUUUUUGGAAAGAUGUUGUACCUUUCGUUUGUAUCACUGACUGGGACCCAUAUCACGCCUCAUGUUGCCAAAGCUUAUCUAAAAGCACAAGGGUAUCAAAUGUUGGAUUCUCAUAUCAAAUCUCAUUUCAACGAAAAUUCAACGAAAAACUAUAAGCUAUAUUCUUUCAUUGAAAGAAAAUCUUUUGAGCAUCAAAUACAUCCAAAGAGAAACAGGUACAUGCCCGUUGAGGAAACAGCCAAUCUACCUCUGCUCGAGUUUAGCAAAAAUAUCACACACGCUACCCUGCGCUCCAAAGCACAUGCACCCGUAAAACCGAAACCAAAAGCCGCCAAGAGACAAAAGUUGUAUGCAAAUGAUUUCUUAGCGAUGAUGGAAAGUGAGCUAUCUAGAGAUGAUGAUGAAUAGAUGUAAACAAACACUAUAUCUUGUUUCUCGAUUAAAUCAAAUAUAGCCUAUCUUUGUUGGCAUUAUGUAAAUCAUAUCCUUAUAUUAAAUACCAUCAUUCAUCUUUAAAGAAGAAACUCUGGCUUAUAAUCAGCAUUUAUCUAAUAAAGUAAAAAAUGUAUU